GCGUCCCGCGGGCCGUCCUCUCCCUGCCUCUCCGCGGCCGGGGGCCGGCCUGAGGCCUUUAAUUUUUAUUUUAUUUGCCUUUUUUUAAUUUUUUUUCCCCUCCCCCGCCGGAGCCGCCCUCCCCCGUCACGUGGCGAGGGCGCGCACCGGGUGCACGAUGGUGGUGGCGGCGGCGGCGGCGGGGCCGGGCGACGGCGGCGGCGGCGGGAGAAGGCGCGGGUAGAAAAUGGCGGAUUUCGAGGAGCUGCGGAAUAUGGUAUCAAGUUUUCGUGUUUCUGAACUACAAGUGUUGUUGGGCUUUGCUGGACGUAAUAAAAGUGGACGGAAACAUGACCUCCUGAUGAGGGCACUGCACUUACUGAAGAGCGGCUGCAGCCCAGCAGUUCAGAUAAAAAUCCGAGAACUCUAUAGGCGUCGGUACCCAAGGACGAUUGAAGGACUCUCAGACUUAUCAGCUAUAAAACCCGCCGUUUUCAAUUUGGACAGUAGUUCCUCUCCCGUGGAGCCUGACCUGGCUGUUGCUGGGAUUCACCCGCUCCCUUCUACUUCAGUCACACCUCAGUCUCCUUCAUCCCCUGUCAGCUCCGUGCUCCUCCAAGACACUAAGGCUCACUUUGAGAUGCAGCAGCCAUCCCCUCCGAUUCCACCUGUUCAUCCUGAUGUUCAGCUGAAAAGCCUGCCUUUUUAUGAUGUGCUAGAUGUGCUUAUAAAACCUACAAGUCUAGUACAGAGCAGUAUUCAGAGGUUCCAAGAGAAGUUUUUUAUCUUUGCUUUAACACCUCAGCAGGUCAGAGAAAUCUGUAUUUCCAGGGACUUCUUGCCAGGGGGCAGGAGAGAUUACACAGUCCAAGUUCAGCUAAGGUUAUGUCUGGCAGAGACAAGCUGUCCUCAAGAAGAUAAUUACCCUAACAGUUUGUGCAUUAAAGUAAAUGGGAAGCUGUUUCCAUUGCCGGGAUAUGCUCCACCACCGAAAAAUGGAAUUGAACAGAAGCGACCUGGGCGUCCCUUGAAUAUAACAUCUCUAGUUAGGUUGUCAUCAGCAGUGCCAAACCAGAUUUCCAUUUCCUGGGCUUCUGAAAUUGGGAAGAAUUACUCCAUGUCUGUGUAUCUCGUUCGUCAGCUCACUUCAGCUAUGCUUUUGCAGAGGUUAAAAAUGAAAGGUAUCAGAAACCCUGAUCAUUCCAGAGCACUAAUUAAAGAAAAACUAACUGCAGAUCCUGACAGUGAGAUUGCCACAACCAGUCUGCGGGUAUCUCUGAUGUGUCCUCUGGGAAAAAUGAGACUGACAAUUCCAUGCCGGGCUGUUACUUGCACACACCUGCAAUGUUUUGAUGCUGCUCUUUAUCUUCAAAUGAAUGAGAAGAAGCCUACCUGGAUCUGUCCUGUCUGCGACAAAAAGGCAGCUUAUGAGAGCCUAAUACUAGAUGGGCUCUUUAUGGAAAUCCUUAAUGAAUGUUCAGAUGUGGAUGAGAUUAAAUUCCAGGAAGAUGGUUCCUGGUGCCCCAUGAGGCCUAAAAAAGAUGCUGUGAAAGUCUCUAGUCCACAGUGCACCAAAAUAGAAAGUUCCAGUGUUGUUAGCAAACCGUGUUCUGUGACAGUGGCCAAUGAGGUAAACAAGAAAAAAGUUGAUGUGAUUGACUUGACAAUUGAAAGCUCUUCUGAUGAAGAAGAAGAUCCUCCUGCCAAAAGGAAGUGCAUAUUUAUGUCUGAAACACAAGGAAGCCCAACCAAAGGGGUUCUCAUGUAUCAGCCAUCUACUGUCAGAGUGCCCAGCGUGACAACGGUUGAUACUGCUGCUAUUCCUCCUUCGUUAACAGACUACCCAGUGCCAUUCCAUCACCCACCAAUAUCCAGUAUUUCCUCGGACUUGCCAGGUCUGGAUUUUCUUUCACUAAUCCCAGUUGAUUCACAGUACUGUCCUCCUAUGUUUUUGGAUAGUCUCACCUCAACCUUAACAAGCAGCACGCCUGGCAGCAUCAUCACAUCAACCAGUCACCACGAGAGCAGCACGCACGUUAGCUCCUCCAGCAGGAGUGAGACAGGAGUUAUAACCAGCAGCGGAGGAAGUGCUCCAGACAUCAUCUCACUGGACUGAAACAAGAGGCAGCCUUGGAACUCCAGGAGAAAUUGCACAGAGCUGCUUGUUGUAUCUCUGGAACUUCAGCAUCUCGGAAGUUAACGCUGAUAUUUAUUGAAAGGAUUUGCCUUCCAGAAAUGGAGUAAACUCAUCUACACUAGGAACGGAAGUGAUAGAAUUUUUUUUUUCCUUGCUCGUUAAGUAGCUGAUAUAGGAAAGGCCCCUUCAGAACAUGCUUUUGGCCUGUUCUGGGGAAACUGACUUUUUGUUGUUGGAUAGAUUCCACAAGUGGUUUUUAAUUUUGUUGUAAAACACAGCAAUAAUGUAAAAACAAACUUUUUUUAAAUAAAAAGGCACUUAACCACUCUAGAACAACAACCUGGACAAUGGUGCAGAAGUGUAUGCAUUGGUGAGUUUUUAAUAUUUUCACUGGGGCCUGUAAUAAACUUCAUUUAAAACAAUGAAGCUUUGUGAAAUAGCCAUGACUUGUGUUUUAUGUUUCCUGCUCCCCACUUUCCCCUUACAGGGGAAGGUAGGGAAAGCCUCUGUAAAUGUGUUUUUUUCCUUGAUUUCAUGUUGUUCACAAAUGUAACACUCCAAACUGUGACUUCUUCCUCUUUAAUGUGUUUUGAGCUGGGGAGGGAACAAACUAUCUAUGCAAACCUUGCAUUAUACAACCUCUGUGUGCUGCCAUGUCAGAAGUGGGACACCUCCCCAUCACCACCAAAACCCCCAAACUAUGCACAGUUGAGCCAUAGCUGAGUUUCUGGUUUGGUAACUUUAAGAGGCGAUGGAAAGAAAACCUUUUACCUCCUUAAAGUCCUUGGUGCCCUUCUGUGCUGUUACCACCCCCCGAGAUGCACCACUGAGUUGCAUGCUUUCUAUGGUACCCAUGUGGAGACUGCAGCGAUUACAUUCUCCAGAGCAGAACUGUUUUCUAGUAUGCCUUGCCCAUGGCUUUGCCACUUUAGUAACUGCUGCGUUCUGCUUGGGCGUGCUGCAGUCUGACUUGCCACAGUGGAAUCAUGGCUUUUGGGAAGAAAAAAGCUGUAGCUGCACGCUGUUCCCACCAAACUGGAACUAGGGUUAGGAUUUAACGAUGCUUUGUCCUGCAGUAGAAAAGCCAUGAUUAAAAGGCCCCAUAAUCAGCUAGAAAUAACCUCCUCCUCUCUUACUACUCUGAAUUUGCCGCUUUGUUCAGUAUAUGCGGUGUCUCCUUGCACGUUUCUAAGGAUAAUGUUGGCAGUACUGUAUUGGAAGAGGUUACAGACCAGGAAAACCAACUAAUUUCCAUAGAGCUGGAAAAAUGAUACUGUCAUUAUAUGUUGACAUAGCAACUUUUCCAAGUGUUGUUUCUGAGUAACUGUAUUUGAGAUUACUCUUUUCCCUAGUUACCAGCGUUCAUUUUGCGCUAAUUUUGUUCUGUAUUUUUGUAUUUCUUUAGUCAGAUGUCUGGUGCUUUUUGCUUUCCGUUACUGUUACAGUAUUUGAACUAAGUAUAUGGAUAAGAAAUAUUGAAGCAGGAUGUAUUGUACCUCUUGUCUGCCCUGUACUCCCAUCUGUAAUGCUGCAUUGCUAUUCUUCAUUGCCUUUUUUGUAUUAUCUUUCACAUCAAUCUUCAAUUCACUGGUUGGUCUUAAUAUUGCAUCCAUUUUCUUCUCGUUUCCUUAUCUGUUAAAUUUUUGUACCUGUUAAGGAUCAGUUUUUAGCAUGAUUUAUUUCCAAUAAAGCCAUGCUACUCA
Molecule: messenger RNA, 3819 nt
Organism: Cygnus olor (mute swan)
Lineage: Eukaryota; Metazoa; Chordata; Aves; Anseriformes; Anatidae
Gene: PIAS2
Product: protein inhibitor of activated STAT 2
Exons: 14
Coding region: 227-2095 (622 amino acids)
Biological process (GO): protein sumoylation; regulation of transcription by RNA polymerase II
Molecular function (GO): zinc ion binding; SUMO ligase activity; transcription coregulator activity
Source: RefSeq, a predicted model, not a curated record